AUGCCUGCUUCUAUGAAACGGUUGCCAAACGACGUACCGGGUCGAGAUUUGGAGGAUAAGAGACGGCUCAUGCCUCGCUGCAGUUCGAGGAGUCUUCUCUCAGGAGCUUCGUUCUACCAUCUACAGAGAUCAUCAAGACUCACCUUGACUUGGUUCUUUACGACAUCUUUACACUGCAAACUGCAGCAUAUAGCAACAAUGGCCGACCAACAUUUUCCUCGAGCGAACAAGACUCUGCCUGGUCAUGGCAACACCGCUUCGCAUGAGGACACCGCAGCACGGAGCAAGGCUCUGAACCAGAAGUUGGAUGUAGCUCUGCUUCCUCUACUAUCUCUACUCUACUUGUUCAACGGCCUCGAUCGUGGAAACGUUGGCAAUGCUGAAACUCAAGGCUUCACCACUGACAUCGGUGCCAAACCCGAUGACCUCAACGAAGCCGUCUCGCUCUUCUUUGUGACGUUUGUCGUCCUCCAGCCUGUUUCUGCGGCUGUGGGCCGAUACAUUGGAGCAAGGCAUUGGAUCCCGAUCCUCAUGUUCGGCUGGGGCACUGUUACAGUCGGGCAGGCUUUCAUCAAGGGCCGUGGAGCACUCAUCGCCACCCGCUUGCUUAUCGGGGCCUUUGAGGCAGGCUUCUAUCCCACUGCUGUAGCUUACUUGUCGUUUUUCUAUCCUCGAUACGACUUUUGCGUCAGACUUGCUCUCUUUUACGGACAGUAUGCCAUUGCUGGUGCCUUUUCCGGAUCCAUCUCAUACGGCAUCUUCCACCUCAAGAAUGGUCAUCUGAAGAACUGGCAGUAUCUUUUCAUUAUCGAGGGUGCCCUCACCUGCUUCUUCGCCGCCGUCGCAUGGCUAUGGCUGCCCAACGGUCCCGGCUCAGCAUGGUUCCUCAGUCCUGAUGAGCGUGCCCUCGCCGUUGAGCGGAUGCAGCAGGACACAGCCGCCUAUGUCGAGCACGAAUACGGCGAGGACGGUAUUGAGAAGAACCGCCUGAGCAAGAGGGACUUUAUCGAGACACUUAAGGACUGGAAGCUGUGGACUGUGUUGGUGCUCAACAUUUGCGCAAGUGUUCCCAGCAGUGCGUUCUCUGUGUUCUUGCCUCUUGUUGUUCAAGGACUAGGCUAUGAGUCUAUUCUCGCCAACUUGAUGACGGUUCCUCCUUUUGUCUGCGGUGCCUUGGGCCUCUACGCUUUCGCACUCAGCUCCGAUCACUUCAAGGAGCGCGGCUACCAUAUCGUCGUCGGCAUCCUCAUUGCCGUUAUCGGCCUGAUCCCCGCCGUCACCGUUUCCUCCUCGGUCGGACAGUACAUCUCCCUCUGCGUCCUGCUCUCCGGCGUCUACAUCUCCGCCCCUCUCACCAUGGCAUGGCUCAGCGGCAACACCCCCGAACCCGGCAAGCGUGCCCUCGUCCUGGGCGUCAACGGCUUUGGCAACCUGGGUGGUGUUGUUGGAGCACAGCUCUAUAGGCAGCGAUACCGCCCCGACUACAGGAUUCCUUUCUACGUGACGCUGGGUUUUCUCGCCGUGGCAUUGGUCGGCUAUCUCUUGUACAGGUUCAUACUACAGGCGGUUAACAAGCGCAAGGCAGCUCUGUUGAGCUUGAUGACGGAAGAGGAGGUUGAGAGUGAGAGGCUCAACGACCGGCGAUACGCUGACAAGAAGUUGACCUUUGUGUAUGGGCUGUAG
Molecule: messenger RNA, 1683 nt
Organism: Fusarium falciforme
Lineage: Eukaryota; Fungi; Ascomycota; Sordariomycetes; Hypocreales; Nectriaceae
Exons: 6
Coding region: 1-1683 (560 amino acids)
Biological process (GO): transmembrane transport
Cellular component (GO): membrane
Molecular function (GO): transmembrane transporter activity
Source: RefSeq, a predicted model, not a curated record